GGAGAUCCGGAUCCGGAGCGGCUGAAAGGCGGAAGUGGAGGCCGGAGCCUGGGACACCGCCGGGGGGAGAGGAGCGGAGCCUGGCCGAGCCCCGGCCCCAAGUAACGCCGCCGCCCCGGAGCCGCCUUGGAGGCCCCUCCCCACUAAGUGCCUCUUUGCACAGCACUGGCCCCCGCCCCCACGCUCACCGGCACCACUGCAGCGGGACGGGCCAUGGCGGGUCGGGGAGGUGCAGCACGACCCAACGGACCAGCUGCUGGGAACAAGAUCUGUCAGUUUAAGCUGGUCCUGCUGGGGGAGUCCGCAGUGGGCAAAUCCAGCCUCGUCCUCCGCUUUGUCAAGGGUCAAUUCCACGAGUACCAGGAGAGCACAAUUGGAGCGGCCUUCCUCACACAGACCGUCUGCUUGGACGACACAACAGUCAAGUUUGAGAUCUGGGACACAGCUGGACAGGAGCGGUAUCACAGCCUGGCCCCCAUGUACUAUCGGGGGGCCCAGGCUGCCAUCGUGGUCUACGACAUCACCAACACAGAUACGUUUGCAAGGGCCAAGAACUGGGUGAAGGAGUUGCAGAGGCAGGCCAGCCCCAACAUCGUCAUCGCGCUCGCGGGCAACAAGGCCGACCUGGCCAGCAAGAGAGCCGUGGAGUUCCAGGAAGCACAAGCCUAUGCAGAGGACAACAGUUUGCUGUUUAUGGAGACGUCGGCAAAGACUGCGAUGAACGUGAAUGAAAUUUUCAUGGCAAUAGCUAAGAAGCUUCCCAAGAACGAGCCCCAGAAUACAGCUUGUGCUCCGGGCCGGAACCGAGGAGUGGACCUCCAGGAGAACAACCCUGCCAGCCGGAGCCAGUGCUGCAGCAACUGAGCCCCCCUUACCUGCCCACUGCCCCCACCUCCUCCGCCUCGACGACCCGACUGGAAUCCACUCUAACCAAUCGCACUUACCGACUCGGGCCACCACUGGGGGGCAGGGGGAGGGGCCCACCAUGGUUUCUCCAUAUCAUUUUGAUCAUAGGCCGGAGUGAGUUAUUCCACCUGCACCUUUCUGUACAAAUACUAAUUCAAUUUUAAGUCUUAAGUCACUUUUUUAAUAUAUAUGAUCUGCUCUUCCCACUUCUCCCCUUUCUACUGCUCUCCCACUCUUCCUUUGCCGGUAGUAGCCACGUGCCCCUGUUCCGCCCACCCUGGUGUAUGGGGUGGCGGGGGUUGGAGCAGUUACCCUUCUUUCCCUCUUGCUGAUUAGCGGGCUCAGCAAGAGCAUCCAUAUCCUUACUGUGUUGGGAGUGCGCUUCGUUCUGGGUGAUGGGGCAGGCCCUAGGGGCCAGGGAAGGGGGAGGCAGCUCUUCCCUCAGCUGGCUGUCAUCAGGCUGCAGCGUCCCCUCCCCACCCCCUGACUCACAGCUGGGAGAGAACCCACAGCGUUACCACAGCAUUAUUGUGACAGCCACGAACCCAUUGCCCACAGCCCCCUUCCCCCUCGUCCUUGGUCACCCUGACCUCUGGCUCUGAGCCCUGUUCUGACCAAAUCACAAUGAUGAGUAUUUGGGGGUGGGUGGGUAAGGGGGGUAGUGGGAGGGGAUGGAACCAACUUUUUCUGUAUUUUGUAUUGUAUGUUUUCUUCAACAUGUAACCAAUCAGUAUCUUGUCAAUAUAGUCAGCCGAUCGAUCGA
Eubalaena glacialis (North Atlantic right whale) is the source of this 1669-nucleotide messenger RNA. It is a transcript of the gene RAB5C, whose product is annotated as RAB5C, member RAS oncogene family. Lineage: Eukaryota; Metazoa; Chordata; Mammalia; Artiodactyla; Balaenidae. Gene Ontology annotation, molecular function: GTPase activity; GTP binding. The record is from RefSeq and is a predicted model, not a curated record. The transcript is spliced from 6 exons. The coding region runs from base 214 to 864 and encodes 216 amino acids.